AUGAAAGAAUUACGUGAAGAUAUCGAAGCGCUCCAUUUUCGAAAUGUGAUGAAUCUUGAAGAAUAUAUUGACCAUCCAGAAGAAAAGGAAAUACAUGAAGUAUUAAGCGAUCAUGAAAUAGUGAAUCUAGCUAUUAACCUAGAACCUGAAGAGGAUAUAAGUGAUGAAGAUGAUGAUAGCACAGAAAUGCGCCAAGUUACUCAUAAUGAAGCACUGAAUGCUACAUAUUUGCUAGAACAAUACCUUCUGCAACAGGAUCUUUGUGACACAGCCCGGUCAAAACAUGAUGAAGCUUUGUCGAACUUGCAAAAUACGAUUAGAAAAUUACGAAAUACAUCUUUCAAGCAAUUAGAUCUUGAAGCGUUUUUUGAGCUUGCCGAUUAA
Dentiscutata erythropus is the source of this 384-nucleotide messenger RNA. Lineage: Eukaryota; Fungi; Glomeromycota; Glomeromycetes; Diversisporales; Gigasporaceae. The record is from the annotation of a GenBank genome assembly.